UGAACUCUGUGAGUCACUUCUGGUCGACAUGACAGUUUAUUUCCGGACUAUGGGACGAGGCUGGGGUUUCCUCUUCCCCGUAGCGGCUGCCCGCAUCGACGCCGCCAUCAUGUCAGACACGGACAGCGAUGAAGAUUCCGCUGGAGGCGGCCCAUUUUCUUUAGCCGGUUUCCUUUUCGGCAACAUUAAUGGAGCCGGGCAGCUGGAGGGGGAAAGCGUCUUGGAUGAUGAGUGUAAGAAGCGCUUGGCAGGCUUGGGGGCUUUGGGUCUGGGCAGCCUGAUCACUGAACUCACAGCAAAUGAAGAAUUGAUCGGGACUGACGGUGCCCUGGUAAAUGAUGAAGGAUGGAUCAGGAGUACAGAAGAUGCUGUGGACUAUUCAGACAUUAAUGAGGUAGCAGAAGAUGAAAGCCGAAGAUACCAGCAAACAAUGGGGACCUUGCAGCCCCUUUGCCAUGCAGAUUAUGAUGAGGAUGACUAUGAUGCUGAUUGUGAAGACAUUGAUUGCAAGUUGAUGCCUCCUCCACCUCCACCCCCAGGACCAAUGAAGAAGGAUAAGGACCAGGAUGCUAUUACUGGUGAGAAAGUGGACUUCAGUAGUUCCUCUGACUCAGAAUCUGAGAUGGGACCUCAGGAAGCAACACAGGCAGAAUCUGAGGAUGGAAAGCUGACCCUACCAUUGGCUGGGAUUAUGCAGCAUGAUGCCACCAAGCUGUUGCCGAGUGUCACAGAACUUUUCCCAGAAUUUCGUCCUGGGAAGGUGUUACGCUUCCUACGUCUUUUUGGACCAGGGAAGAAUGUCCCAUCUGUUUGGCGGAGUGCUCGGAGAAAGAGGAAGAAGAAGCACCGUGAACUAAUACAGGAAGAGCAGAUCCAGGAGGUGGAGUGCUCAGUAGAAUCAGAAGUCAACCAGAAAUCUUUGUGGAACUACGACUACGCUCCACCACCACCUCCAGAGCAGUGUCUCUCUGAUGAUGAAAUCACAAUGAUGGCUCCUGUGGAGUCCAAGUUUUCCCAGUCAACUGGAGAUACAGAUAAAGUGACAGACACCAAGCCAAGAGUGGCUGAGUGGCGUUAUGGUCCUGCUAGGCUGUGGUAUGAUAUGCUGGGUGUUCCUGAAGAUGGCAGUGGGUUUGACUAUGGCUUCAAACUGAGAAAGAUGGAACUUGAACCUGUGAUGAAAUGUAGAAUGAUGGAGGACUUCAGGAAACUUGAGGAAAGCAGUGGCACUGAUCUUCUGGCUGAUGAAAACUUCCUGAUGGUGACACAGCUGCAUUGGGAGGAUGAUAUCAUCUGGGAUGGCGAGGAUGUCAAACACAAAGGGACAAAACCACAGCGUGCAAGCUUGGCAGGCUGGCUUCCUUCCAGCAUGACUAGGAAUGCCAUGGCUUACAAUGUUCAACAAGGUGUGCAUCUAUGCCCGCUGAGUCCAGCACAAACUGUCCUUCAUCUCAGUCAUCUUAAGUCCACCUCCUCGAUAUGGGAUGAUUCGUUGUCUAAAGGAGGGAAGGAAGGAAGGAAGGAAGGAAGGAAAGAACGAACGAAAGAAAGAAAGAAGGUUCGCACUGCUCCUUGGAACACCACAAGGGCCUUCAUUGCUGCCAUGAAGGGCAAGUGUCUCCUGGAGGUGACUGGGGUGGCAGAUCCCACAGGGUGUGGUGAAGGAUUCUCCUAUGUGAAGAUUCCAAACAAACCAACACAGCAGAAGGAUGAUAAGGAGCCUCAGCCAGUGAAGAAGACAGUGACAGGAACAGAUGCAGACCUCCGUCGCCUGUCACUGAAAAAUGCCAAGCAACUUCUACGUAAAUUUGGCGUGCCUGAGGAAGAGAUUAAAAAGUUGUCCCGCUGGGAAGUGAUCGAUGUAGUACGCACAAUGUCAACAGAACAGGCCCGCUCUGGAGAGGGGCCCAUGAGUAAAUUUGCCCGUGGAUCAAGGUUUUCUGUCGCUGAGCAUCAAGAGCGUUACAAAGAGGAAUGUCAGCGCAUCUUUGACCUGCAGAACAAGGUUUUGUCAUCAACUGAAAUCUUAUCAACUGACACAGAUAGCAGCUCAGCUGAAGACAGUGACUUUGAGGAGAUGGGAAAGAACAUCGAGAACAUGUUGCAGAAUAAGAAAACCAGCUCUCAGCUGUCACGUGAGCGGGAGGAGCAGGAGCGGAAGGAACUGCAGCGGAUGCUACUGGCAGCAGGCUCAGCAGCAUCAGGAAACAAUCACAGAGAUGAUGACACAGCUUCUGUGACUAGCCUUAACUCUUCUGCCACCGGCCGUUGUCUCAAGAUUUAUCGCACAUUUCGCGAUGAAGAGGGGAAAGAAUAUGUUCGCUGUGAGACCGUCCGAAAGCCAGCUGUCAUUGAUGCCUAUGUGCGUAUACGGACCACGAAAGAUGAGGAAUUCAUUCGCAAAUUUGCCCUUUUUGAUGAGCAGCAUCGAGAAGAGAUGCGAAAAGAACGGCGGAGGAUUCAAGAGCAACUGAGGCGGCUUAAGCGAAACCAGGAAAAGGAGAAGCUUAAGGGUCCUCCUGAGAAGAAGCCCAAAAAAAUGAAGGAGCGUCCUGACCUAAAACUGAAAUGUGGGGCUUGUGGUGCCAUUGGGCACAUGAGAACAAACAAAUUCUGCCCCCUUUAUUAUCAAACAAAUGCCCCACCUUCCAACCCUGUUGCCAUGACAGAGGAGCAGGAGGAAGAGUUGGAAAAGACAGUCAUUCAUAAUGAUAAUGAAGAACUUAUCAAGGUUGAAGGGACCAAGAUUGUCUUAGGGAAGCAACUAAUUGAGAGUGCAGAUGAGGUUCGCAGAAAAUCUCUGGUUCUCAAGUUCCCUAAGCAGCAACUUCCUCCCAAGAAGAAACGGCGAGUUGGAACCACUGUUCACUGUGACUAUUUAAAUAGACCUCAUAAGUCCAUUCACCGGCGCCGGACAGACCCCAUGGUGACAUUGUCAUCCAUUUUGGAGUCUAUCAUCAAUGACAUGAGAGAUCUUCCAAAUACGUACCCUUUCCACACUCCAGUCAAUGCAAAGGUUGUAAAGGACUACUACAAAAUUAUCACCCGACCAAUGGACUUACAAACGCUCCGUGAAAAUGUGCGUAAACGCCUCUACCCAUCUCGGGAAGAGUUCAGAGAGCAUUUGGAGCUAAUUGUGAAAAAUAGUGCAACCUACAAUGGACCGAAGCACUCAUUGACCCAGAUCUCUCAAUCCAUGCUGGAUCUCUGUGAUGAAAAACUUAAAGAGAAAGAAGACAAAUUGGCUCGUUUGGAGAAAGCUAUCAACCCCUUGCUGGAUGAUGAUGACCAAGUGGCAUUUUCUUUUAUUCUGGACAACAUUGUCACCCAGAAAAUGAUGGCAGUUCCAGAUUCUUGGCCAUUUCAUCACCCAGUUAAUAAGAAGUUUGUUCCAGAUUAUUACAAAGUGAUUGUCAGUCCAAUGGAUUUAGAGACCAUACGUAAGAAUAUCUCCAAGCACAAGUAUCAGAGUCGGGAGAGCUUUCUAGACGAUGUCAACCUUAUUCUGGCCAACAGUGUUAAAUACAAUGGGCCUGAAAGUCAGUAUACCAAGACUGCUCAGGAGAUUGUGAACGUCUGUUACCAGACAUUGACUGAGUAUGAUGAGCAUUUGACUCAACUUGAGAAGGAUAUUUGCACAGCUAAAGAAGCAGCUUUGGAGGAAGCAGAGUUAGAAAGCUUGGACCCAAUGACCCCAGGGCCUUACACACCUCAGCCUCCUGACUUGUAUGAUACCAACACAUCCCUCAGUAUGUCUCGAGAUGCCUCUGUAUUUCAAGAUGAGAGCAAUAUGUCUGUCCUGGAUAUUCCCACUGCCACUCCAGAAAAGCAGGUGACACAGAUGCGCCAGGGCCGAGGUAGGCUGGGCGAGGAAGACUCUGAUGUAGAUAUUGAAGGGUAUGAUGAUGAGGAGGAUGGGAAACCUAAGACUCCAGCCCCAGAAGGUGAAGAUGCAGAUGGUGAUCUUGCAGAUGAAGAGGAGGGAACUGUGCAACAGCCUCAAGCCAGUGUCCUGUAUGAGGAUUUGCUUAUGUCUGAAGGAGAAGAUGAUGAGGAAGAUGCUGGGAGUGAUGAAGAAGGAGAUAACCCUUUCUCUGCUAUCCAGCUGAGUGAAAGUGGAAGUGACUCUGAUGUGGGAUCUGGUGGGAUAAGACCCAAACAGCCCCGCAUGCUUCAGGAGAACACAAGGAUGGGCAUGGAAAAUGAAGAAAGCAUGAUGUCCUAUGAGGGAGACGGUGGGGAGGCUUCUCAUGGUUUGGAGGAUAGCAACAUCAGGUCCUCAGCAACACAGCUGUCAUGGUGUAGAAGCAGAAAAGUAAGCAAUGAAGGAACCACAAAAGGUACUUUAAAAGACUGGCCAGAGAAGUAUGAGGAAACCAGGAUACAGUUUUUUGGGAUGCCAAAGGAGAAUUUCAGAGGAUGGAAUGGUCAGCAAUGUCCAGUAUUUGCAGAAAGGCUGCUGCUGCUGCUCAGGUCAUUGCUCUUUUUCAUACUUCAGCAGCACCCCGUCUCCCGCUUUGAAGGGAGGUAAGAGAGCUUCAAGGGAAGGGGAAAUGAGCCAGGUCCAGGAUCUCGGGCAAGCUGUCUACUUCUGAUGUCGUCGUCUUCUCGCCCUGGUGUGAGUGUAGUUUCUCCUUUGUUUGAGCAUUGUUUUGAGGUGAUUUUCAAGGUCAGCCAUCCUCUCUAUAGGCCACUCCAGUGCAGGGGCCCUUUGUGAGUGGAAAUUAAUCCAAAAGUCAAUUCCCUUCAGUUUUGCUGUGCAUAAGCUAGUUAAGAGUACCUGAAAAGGGUCCUUCUCUCCAGGUUGGAGAUAGUCCUUUAAAUUUUGUCUUUUCCGGUAUGCAUAAUCCCCUGGUUGCAGGUCAUGGGGCAUCUGAUCUUCAUCCAAAGAAAUUACGGAGAUAAGCUUCAGAAACAAACUUAGAGUAUCCUUUAAUAAUGCAAUUAAACUCCGCUCCGGCUCCGGAUAAGCAGCGGAUAAGCAGCGGCUUGGCGUGGGCUGCGCGGAGAAUGGAUGCCCUCGUGACCUAAUGUCCGGCAGGCUGUAGGGCCUGCCGACCCGGCUCGCAGGGAAUCGACCGGCUGCCUGAGUGCCUGCGCCACCCACUACCAUGAACGAGGAGGCCAUCUGCAGUGCCCUGCCCACCAUCCCGCACCACAGGCUCUCCAACUUGCGCUACCUGAGCCGCGGCGCGUCCAGCACAGUGUCUUCUGCCCGCCAUGCAGACUGGCGCGUUCAGGUGGCCGUGAAACACCUGCACAUUCACACCCCGCUGCUGGACAGUGAUUGGUGAAUUAUUCUCUGUAACCUGACUUCUGCCCAAUGAGUGGACCUUCCCCAACAAUCUCCCAACUCCUUAUGAGUAGACUGCUGCCAUGUCAUGAGGACAUUCAGAGAGCCAGUGGAGAGGCCUAUGUGACAAAGAAGGAAGACCUGACAGCAACAUGAGCAGUCUUGGAAGGGGACUCUCCCCCAGUUGAGUUUUUGUGUUUUUUUUUUGGUUUUUUUGUUUGUUUGUUUGUUUGUUUUUUUGCUGUACGCUGGCUUCUCACUGUUGUGGCCUCUCCCGUUGUGGAGCACAGGCUCUGGAUGCACAGGCUCAGCGGCCACGGCUGAUAGAAACUGAGAUAAUGUCUGUUGUUCUAAAAAAUAAUAAUAAUAAUAAUGAUUCGAUUAAACUUUACAUUAAUAUAACAUAACAGCAAAGAAUUAUGUGAGAGAUGAGUCUUAGUAAUUACAGAUCUCCAUUAACAAAACUGGGAUUUAACAUUCAUUGCAAAAUCUUUUUCUCUCUAAAA
Messenger RNA from Aethalodelphis obliquidens (Pacific white-sided dolphin), 5799 nucleotides. It is a transcript of the gene TAF1, whose product is annotated as TATA-box binding protein associated factor 1. Gene Ontology annotation, molecular function: histone acetyltransferase activity; TBP-class protein binding; RNA polymerase II general transcription initiation factor activity. Gene Ontology annotation, cellular component: transcription factor TFIID complex. Lineage: Eukaryota; Metazoa; Chordata; Mammalia; Artiodactyla; Delphinidae. The record is from RefSeq and is a predicted model, not a curated record. The coding region runs from base 29 to 4531 and encodes 1500 amino acids. The transcript has 32 exons. Gene Ontology annotation, biological process: RNA polymerase II preinitiation complex assembly; transcription by RNA polymerase II.